AUACACUUGCAUUUGUCAAAAUUGGUUGACUUUUACAUCUUUUAUUCAGUCUAGUGCAUUUCCAGAAAAUAUGGCAACUUCAUUUGCACGUAAUUCUUCGAUCCUUUUGAGGAACACAAACAAUUUCAAAACGAUUCCAGUAUUCCAAACGAGUUUCAAACAAAUUACAACUAUCAACAGACAUCCGCUCACUUUACUAAGGCCACGAAUAAGUCGGGUUCCGCUCAUUCAAAUUCGACGUGGAACGUCGAAAGGCGAUCAUUCGACGAUAUGGAUUUCUGAAAAACUCAUAUCACUUGCAUUCGUUGGGGUAUUUCCGGUCGUUUUGAUUUGGCCGAAUCCAUUCACGGAUUAUGUUCUUGCGGCAUCUUUGGCGUUUCAUCAUUACGUCGGUAUUGAAGCAGUAUUAACGGAUUAUGCGAGGCCUUCCGUUAUAGGGAAAACUCUCUCAGCAAUUUGCAAGUAUUCGAAUGUGGCUAUGACUUUUGUGGUGCUUUAUGGACUGAUCAUGUUCACGAGAAAUGAUAUGCUUUAUGGAAAUGCAGUGAAAUUGCUGUGGUCGUUGGAUACUAAGUGUCGAAGCAGAAGAGUAUAAAUUUUAAUUUAAUGUGGCGUUCUGGAUUUGUUCAAAUUGAAUUAAAUUAUUGAAAAUU
Hermetia illucens (black soldier fly) is the source of this 653-nucleotide messenger RNA. Its product is annotated as succinate dehydrogenase [ubiquinone] cytochrome b small subunit B, mitochondrial-like. Bases 71 to 595 code for a protein of 174 amino acids. The transcript has a single exon. Gene Ontology annotation, biological process: tricarboxylic acid cycle; mitochondrial electron transport, succinate to ubiquinone. Gene Ontology annotation, cellular component: mitochondrial envelope; membrane. Gene Ontology annotation, molecular function: heme binding; ubiquinone binding. The record is from RefSeq and is a predicted model, not a curated record. Lineage: Eukaryota; Metazoa; Arthropoda; Insecta; Diptera; Stratiomyidae.